UACACAAUUUCUGGCAGGACAGAUUAAAGUGUUACGCACAACAGAUCAGCACACAAGAAGGUCGCGUCCCCAGACUACGGGUUCUGACAUUUCUCUUUUCGGGUGAAGAUGAUGUCCACGUUGGUUCGACCCGGAGGGUUCGCUCCGUACCUUCAAGUGACCAAACACGGAGCUAAAAGCCUGCUGUUCCCCGGAGCCGCGGAGCCCGCUUGGGCUCCUGCAGGAACUCGUCUGGCCCACACAGACAUCAAGAUCCCGGACUUCUCAGACUACCGCCGUCCGGAGGUUUUAGACCCCAACAAGUCCUCGCAGGAGAGCAGCGAGGCGAGAAGAGCCUUUUCCUACCUGCUGACCGGAGCCACUACUGUCGUCGGUGUGUAUGCAGCCAAAACUGUGGUCACCCAGUUCGUCUCCUCCAUGAGCGCCUCAGCCGACGUCCUGGCCCUCUCCCAGAUUGAAAUCAAGCUGGGGGACAUCCCGGAAGGGAAAAACAUGACCUUCAAGUGGAGAGGGAAGCCUUUGUUCGUCCGCCAUCGCACAGAGAAGGAGAUCGCAACCGAGGAGGCCGUAAAUCUCACAGAGCUGCGUGACCCCCAGCACGACAAAGAUAGAGUGAUCAACCCAAAGUGGGUCAUCGUUCUGGGCGUGUGCACCCAUCUGGGCUGCGUGCCCAUCUCUAAUGCGGGUGACUUUGGCGGGUACUACUGCCCCUGCCACGGCUCCCACUAUGACGCCUCCGGAAGAAUAAGAAAGGGACCCGCCCCCCUCAACCUGGAGGUCCCUUUCUACGAGUUCCCCGAUGAAGAGACUGUUGUGGUGGGAUAAAGAGUAUUUUAAAAACGGCACCAUAAGUUUAUAAAUCGUUUUAGGGAAAAUUUCAUUUACUGUGACUCCAGCAAUAAGAUGAAUAAAGCACCUUAAGUCUUCUCAA
This is a messenger RNA of Oryzias latipes (Japanese medaka), 931 nucleotides long. Lineage: Eukaryota; Metazoa; Chordata; Actinopteri; Beloniformes; Adrianichthyidae. The record is from RefSeq and is a predicted model, not a curated record.